GUUAGGGAGAAAAAGGGGGGAAAAAGAGAGGGAGAUGCUACAAUAAAAAGACCUGAUAGUAAAAGUAGAGAUUGUGAAGUGAGAAGAGUGAAGACAUAAAAUAAAGAGAUUAUUGAUUAAUGAAACAUUGGCAUUCAGAGCAUUAGCAACAAGAGAAUGUCGUUGAGUAAUAGUAGACCAAAGACAUUCAAAGGCGCCAAUGUGUUCAUGUCCCGAAACCUAGUCCCGCCGGAAGUCUUUGACGCGCUUCUCGACGCUCUCCGACUCAACGGCGCCGAUGUCUUUCUCUGUUGCGAUCCUUCUCGCAAUGCCCCUAACGAUUUUCACAUCAUCUCCUCUCCUGAUCACGAGAAAUUUGAAGAUCUUAGAGCUAAAGGAUGCAAUUUACUAGGUCCACAGUGUGUACUUUCAUGUGCAAAAGAACAUAGGGAAUUGCCUAAGCUUGGUUUUACUUGCUGCCUUGCAAUGGAUGGUGUUAAAGUAGUUGCAUCUGGCUUUGAUAUCGACGAAAAGGUUAAGAUAGAAAAGUUGGUAACAGCAAUGGGGGGACAGUUGCAUAGUAAAGCAUCUUUGGAUGUUAAUUUUGUUAUUGUAAAGAAUGUUUUGGCUGCAAAGUAUAAGUGGGCUGUAAAUAUUCUGAAGAAACCAGUUGUCACUUGUAACUGGUUAUACCAAUGCUGGAACGAGCACCGUGUUGUUCCUCAGGAGUCAUAUAGGGUUCUACCCUUUCUUGGACUGUUCAUAAGUGUUACCAGAAUCCCUGCUGAUGAGCGGAAGGAGAUUGAAAAAAUCAUCACAGAUAAUGGGGGUAAAUAUUCCGCUGAGCUGACAAAGAAGUGCACACAUUUGAUUUGCGAUGCUCCUGAAGGUGACAAGUACAAGGUUGCUCGAAGAUGGGGCCACAUUCAAAUAGUUUCUCGGAAAUGGUUUGAUCAGUCCGUUGCUAGGAGAGCAUGUCUUAAUGAGGAGUCCUAUCCUAUUCAGGGUAGUUCUGCACCUGCAAUUAAAACUAUGAAAGGCUUGUCAAUGGCACAACAUAGCCAAGACAAGUGUAUGGGCAAUUCACUAUCUAUGCCAUCUUCAGUGGCUGCAGAUUCAAGUUUUACAGGUUUUCCUGGUGUUGGGGUUUCUGAUCCUGAUCUGGAAUUUACUCUCUCACAGAAUAUGUCUUCUAUGUUCUCCGAUCCUCCUGUCUUUGUCAAAGAAGGGGAUAAUGAAAUGCUUCCUGUGCAUCCCAUGAAUGAUACCAACCUUGCCGGUUGCAUUGCCAAUGACUCUCAAUCUGAAGACAGUGAUCUGUACUUGUCGGAAUGUAGAAUAUCACUUGUUGGCUUUGAAGCUGUGGAAAUGCGCAAACUAGUACGUUUGGUGCGCAGUGGUGGGGGUUCCCGAUAUAUGUCUUUGAAUGAUCAAUUGACACACAUUAUAGUUGGAGCUCCGACAGAGCUUGAAAAGAAGGAACUGAGAGGCCUUGCUGCUUCAGGGGUCAUUGAUGUGGUCAGACCCAAAUGGCUUGAAGAUUGUAUUCGUCAAAAGAAAGAAGUUCCUGUACUCAGGCAACAUGUUGCCUAUGAUCUACUUCUUCCUAAAGAUCCUUUAAACUCCGGUAAAGGAACUGUAGUUGGUGUGAAUGGUAUGAAUCAAGCUAAAGUCUCAUCUCCCUUUCCAAGUAUUCAUUCUGAUCAGUUACUGGGGAGUGCAAAUUUUCAAAACGGGAUGAGAUCAGCAUUGGAGAAUAACAGAGAAGAGAAAGCAGAAACUGACACGAAUGGGAGCAUACAUGCGAAUGCGACUCUGAAUCAGUCUGAGAAGAAUUUAUCUUCCGUUGUUAAUGACCAAAAAAGGGGUGUAAAGAAGACUCUGCAGAAUUCCAGCAGUCAAAACCAGAAACCAUCAACUGUUUUUAGGGGGAAAUUAUUUCGUUUUUCGAGUUCCUUUCCUCUAGACAGGAGAGCUGAAAUUGUUCAGUGGGUGAGUCAAGGAGGAGGUGAGAUGGUGGAAGAUAAUGUAAAGGAGGAUGUCCACUUCACUAUUGAGUGCCAUGGCAUGAUAUCAGGGUCUGUGGAUGGUCCCCAAACUACUUAUGUAUCCAGUCAUUGGGUGCGGUCUUGUUUAGAGGAUGGAAGCUUGCUGGACGUUGAUAGCCAUAUUAUAUAUUCCCCAUUACCCUGCCGGGUUCCUUUGCCUGGUUUUGAAAAUUUCCGCUUUUGCAUCUCACAGUAUGAAGAGAAAGACAGAUUACUAUUAAGAAAUUUGUGCUUUGUUCUUGGAGCUAAAUUUGUGGAGAAACUUAGUAGAAAGGUCACCCAUCUGGUCUGCAAGUUUACCAAUGGACCAAAGUAUGAUGCUGCAUGUAAAUGGGGCAUAUGUUCAAUUACAUCUGAAUGGAUUUAUGAAUGUGUCAGGCAGAAUGACAUUGUGGCAUUGGAUCAGUUUCAGCCAAAAGAAGUUACCUCUCAAGACCAAGAGGCAGGAUUGUGCAAUGUGAGCCAGUUUACUACUCAAGCUACUCGAAUGGUAAAUGGAGAAAAUCCAUCUCAAUUGACAAGUCAGUCACAAGUUCUUAGAAGUGCGCCAACUCAAAUAGGUAGUAAUGGAAUUAGCAGCUUGGGUGAAAACACACAAAAAUCUGUCAAUUUUUCUAAAAAGGCAAGGCUUUUGGUAAGUGAUGAUCCAAAGAGGAACAAUUUAAAAGAUACCAGAGGCAACAAUUCAAAAGAUACAGGAGGGUCUUCAAGUGGUGUUCCUGAUGUGGCUGCUGCUAUCGAGGACUUGUUAGAGCAGACAAGCAAGAAGUCACCUGGGAAUAGUGCCUGCGAUGAAAAUCUUUACCCAUCUGAUCCAAUGCUCGGUGAAGACAUUGGAGGCUCUCAUUCUCUCAUUGGAUUACCUAAUCACUGGCUAAAUAGAACCGGGAAAAAAGACGAGCUAUCUAAUUCUACUAAAGAUGUGAACAGAGGAGGGUAUGACGGCUUUAGUGAAACUCAAACGGAGUCACAGGUUGUUGGUUACGAGGAAGAUUUAUCAGGCAGACAAAUGCUUAUAGACAGGGUUCGAACCCGAAGUAGUCUGGUGUGAACCGUGUACAUCAAGAAAAUUUAUUUCAGAAUUAACAUUGUGUGGCAGCAGACAUCAAUACAUUAUCUGGAUGAACUCUCGAUAGCAAAUCUAUGGUUCGAUGUAGGUAAAUGUCUUUUUUCCUUUUGCCAUGCAUUGAUGAAGUUUCACCAUCUACCCAGAAGGGUAGUAAAGUGUCGACAAUACUGAGAUACCGGCAAAUUAUCAUUUCAGGCAGGAAAAAAGAAAAGUUCACACUAGGGUGUGAGUCAUUUCUGUAUUUUAUAUGUACACUGUAAUGUAGUUUGUCCAUAUUAUCACAAUGUGUAAGUGAUUAAUUUUGUUAUACUAAACAAAUCUGAAAGAAUGGGAGAUUGAAGCAACAAAAACCAAAUGCCCUAUUAUAUGCCAAUUUAAUGA
Messenger RNA from Mercurialis annua (annual mercury), 3477 nucleotides. RefSeq lists its product as uncharacterized. Bases 157 to 3078 code for a protein of 973 amino acids. Gene Ontology annotation, biological process: mitotic DNA replication checkpoint signaling; DNA replication initiation; mitotic G2 DNA damage checkpoint signaling. NCBI's taxonomy places the organism in Eukaryota, Viridiplantae, Streptophyta, Magnoliopsida, Malpighiales, Euphorbiaceae. The transcript is spliced from 17 exons. The record is from RefSeq and is a predicted model, not a curated record.